Molecule: messenger RNA, 493 nt
Organism: Sorex fumeus (smoky shrew)
Lineage: Eukaryota; Metazoa; Chordata; Mammalia; Eulipotyphla; Soricidae
Gene: FAM174B
Product: family with sequence similarity 174 member B
Exons: 3
Coding region: 61-408 (115 amino acids)
Source: RefSeq, a predicted model, not a curated record
AGAGCCCGGGCUGCGGGGUGAGGUCCGGGGCGCGGGACAGGUGUGCCCCCGCCCCCCACCAUGCGCGCCGCGUCGCUUCUGCCUCGCCCCGCCGUCGCCGUCCGCACCGCGCCGCCCGCGCCGCCGCCCGCCAACGACACCCGCAGCGCCGACGCGCUCGUCACCCGCCUGUCCGGCCUGGUCCGCGACCUGCCCGCGCUCAAGGUGGCCGUGAUCGUGGCCUGCGCCUUCUCCGCGCUGCUCGUCGCCUGCCUGCUGCUGCGUGUGCUCAGGUCGGGGCGACGGUCAAAGAAGCCCCGCAAGUAUGACAUCAUCACCACCCCGGCCGAGAGCGUGGAGAUGGCCCCCCUGAAUGAGGAUGAGGAUGAUGACGAGGACGCCACCGUGUUUGACAUCAAGUACAGGUGAAAUUCGGUCUUGCUGCUGGUGCCUGGAAGAGCGUGGAUCAGCGACCGUGAGAAGCAUCUGGAAGCGUCACAUCCCAGGUGUCAGC